Exophiala xenobiotica is the source of this 1984-nucleotide messenger RNA. RefSeq lists its product as uncharacterized. The record is from RefSeq and is a predicted model, not a curated record. NCBI's taxonomy places the organism in Eukaryota, Fungi, Ascomycota, Eurotiomycetes, Chaetothyriales, Herpotrichiellaceae. The transcript has 6 exons. Gene Ontology annotation, biological process: transmembrane transport. The coding region runs from base 212 to 1789 and encodes 525 amino acids. Gene Ontology annotation, molecular function: transmembrane transporter activity.
AUCUCUCGGCGCAUAACAUGGCCUGCGACUGUUUUCAGUGCCUUGUUUCUUGACAGUACCAGCCAUAGUCGCCUAUAUCAAGCUCAUUCCCUGAAGGGACCUGUUUUUGAGACAAGUUCUUGUAACGAUCUCAACACCGCUCCUCCCGAGAAUUUUACCUGGCGACCUUCUCACUACACCGUCUGCAUCAUCCCACUAGCAAAUAUCGAACAUGGCGACUAAGGCUCCGUUGUCAAUGGCCGAUGGCCCCUUUGACGACAAGAAACAGGUCGACGAGGAAGCCCCUGUGAACGCAGUAGAGCCAGGGCAGCUGCAACAAGAAAUCCUGGGGGUGUUGGAUCUGGAUCCUGCCCUCAACAGCAAAAUGCAUCUCGUCAACAAUGCCUUGGACGAAAUCGGGUGGACACCAUAUCACUGGAAGUUGUUCUCUUUGACCGGAUUCGGGUACGCCGUCGACGCCCUGCAGCUCUCUUUGCAGGGAAUCAUUGCCGUGCAGGCGGUCUAUGAGUUUCAGCCGUCUUACACAAAGGGACUCACCAUUGCGGUGUACGUGGGCAUGCUGGUGGGUGCUCUGUUCUGGGGAACCACCGCCGACAUCAUCGGCCGCAAGGUCGCAUUCAACGUGUCAUUAUUCAUCUGCUCGAUUUUCACCAUCGUCGCAGGCGCAGCCCCCGACUGGGACUCUCUCGGCUUCUUCAUAGCAAUGGCCGCCUUUGGCGCCGGAGGGAAUCUCAUCCUGGACACUACGGUGUUCUUGGAGUACUUGCCAUCUUACAAACAGUACCUUGUGAGCUGUUUGGCGGCCUGGUGGGGGAUCGGAUGUACCAUUGCUGGAUUGGUUGCGUGGGCUUUCAUGACAAACUACAGCUGUGCCGACCCAAGCCUGGCUCCCUUUACCACGUGCACGAAGUCCAGCAACAUGGGCUGGAGGUACUUGAUGUACACCAUGGGAGCCCUGAUCUUUGUCAUGAGUCUCUUGCGAGUUACCGUGAUCCGUCUCAAGGAGACGCCCAAGUUCCUGCUGGGUCAAGGUCACGAUGCUGAACUCGUCGACAACCUCCGAUCUCUCGCCGCAAAGUAUGGCCGGCCUUGCUCCCUCACGCUGGAGCAGCUCGAGGCGUGCGGAACCAUUCGCACCGCCCACUCGAGCAAGACCUUCUCCUUCGGGGAACUCUGGCUCCACGUCAGUAGCCUGUUUUCCACGGUCAAGGUGGCAUACACCACCGGCCUGGUCUGGUUGUCUUGGGCCAUGAUUGGCCUUGCCUACCCGCUCUUCAACGUCUUCCUGCCUUACUAUCUGCAGAGCCGCGGGGUCAGCUUUGGCGUGACGAGCGCCUACGAGACGUGGCGAAACUAUGCCCUGGUCCAAGUGUGUGGUAUCUUUGGCCCUAUUCUGGGAGGGUACAUGUCCAAUGUACGCGUGUUGGGUCGUCGAUACACUAUGGUGAUUGGGGCCCUGCUCACCAUGGCCUUCUUCUUCGCCUACUCUCAAGUCACUUCGCAGGCUCAAAAUGUCGCAUACAGCUGCAUCAUCUCCUUCACCUUGGAGAUCUACUAUGCGGUCCUUUAUGGCUUCACGGCCGAGGUGCUGCCAUCGGCUCACCGGGCUACGGGCAACGGCAUAGCGGUUGCCUUUUGUCGCCUGAUGGGGGCCAUGUCGGCUGUGAUUGCGACAGCAGCAAACACCAACACAUCUGCGCCAGUGUUCAUUUGCGCUGCACUCUACGGCGCGUUGGCCCUGUGUGCGUUCCUGUUCCCCUUCGAACCAUAUGGAAAGAGAGCUUCGUGAGCUUUGAUGAUCACACUUGCGGGCCUUGGGGACGUCGUGGUGGUUCGGAGGCUGAGUCUGUUGAGAUCCCCCGGGAAAGAGACUGGAAGAGACAGUAAGGGCCCUCGGAUGCGCGGAAGGGGAGGUAUCCCUAGGGCGGCAUUGUGCUGGGGCGGUCUGGUCCUCCUACUUUUGGUGCACUUGCAUAGAAUUCAC